This is a messenger RNA of Octodon degus (degu), 1504 nucleotides long. RefSeq names its product EARP complex and GARP complex interacting protein 1 (gene Eipr1). Gene Ontology annotation, biological process: protein ubiquitination. Gene Ontology annotation, molecular function: protein binding. The transcript is spliced from 9 exons. Lineage: Eukaryota; Metazoa; Chordata; Mammalia; Rodentia; Octodontidae. Bases 143 to 1306 code for a protein of 387 amino acids. The record is from RefSeq and is a predicted model, not a curated record.
UGUUGGGCCAAAAAGAGUGGGCUCAAGUGUGUGGCCGCGCGGAGUCAAUGAAUGGACGCUGCGAUCGCGCCCACCAAGUGGGACGCGCAGGUUGUAGCGAGGCUCUGAGCGCCUGAGCCGCAGGCAGAUACCCUUCCGCAGCAUGGAGGACGAUGCGCCGGUGAUCUACGGUCUGGAGUUCCAGGCACGGGCUCUGACACCUCAGACUGCAGAAACAGAUGCCAUCCGGUUUUUGGUUGGGACACAGUCUCUUAAAUAUGAUAAUCAGAUCCAUAUCAUAGAUUUCGACGAUGAAAACAACAUUAUUAAUAAAAACGUCCUCCUCCACCAGGCGGGUGAAAUCUGGCACAUUAGCACCAGCCCUGCGGACAAAGGGGUACUGGCAACCUGCUACAAUAAAACUUCCGACAACCGAGUCCUGGGGUGUGCAGCCAUAUGGAGGAUGCCCAAGGAGCUGGAGUCUGGCGGCCAUGAGUCCCCUGACGACUCUGCCAGCACUGCGCAGACCCUGGAGCUGCUGUGUCACCUUGGGAGUGCAGCCCCCAGCAACGUGGCCUGCAUCACGUGGGAGCCAAUGGGAGACGGGAAGAAAGUCAUUUCUUUGGCCGAUAACCACAUCCUGCUCUGGGAUCUCCAGGAAAGCUCCAGCCAGGCAGUGCUGGGCAGCUCUGCGUCCUUGGAAGGGAAGGGACAGCUGAGGUUCACCGCAGGACGCUGGAGCCCGCAUCACAACUGCACUCAGGUGGCCACUGCCAACGACACCACGCUCCGUGGCUGGGACACGCGCAGCAUGAGCCAGAUCUACUGUAUAGAGAACGCCCAUGGACAGCUGGUACGUGACCUUGACUUCAAUCCCAACAAGCAGUACUAUUUAGCAAGCUGUGGGGACGACUGCAAGGUGAAGUUCUGGGACACCCGGAAUGUCACCGAGCCCGUCAAGACCCUGGAGGAGCACUCCCACUGGGUGUGGAGCGUCCGCUACAACCACUCACAUGACCAGCUGGUCCUCACAGGCAGCAGCGACAGCAGGGUCAUCCUGUCCAACAUGGUGUCCAUUUCCUCGGAGCCCUUUGGCCACCUGGUAGAUGACGAUGACGUCAGUGAUCCAGAGGAGCACCGUGCAGAGGAGAGGAGUAAGGAACCCCUGCAGGACAAUGUCAUCGCGACCUACGAGGAGCACGAGGACAGCGUGUAUGCUGUGGACUGGUCCUCAGCAGACCCGUGGUUGUUUGCAUCCCUGAGUUAUGACGGGAGGUUGGUCAUCAACAGGGUCCCCAGGGCCCUCAAGUACCACAUCCUGCUUUAGCUCUUCCCAGGCAAUCCUGUCCAUCCCUUGGCAGAGCCGCGGAUUUGCAGCCAUGGAUGGGAUUCCUUUGCAGACCCAUCCCUCUCCAGAGAGUCCUACAGCACCUCACUUUCCCCCACCAUCCUGUCUCUCCACCCGCCUCUGCUCCUAUGUUACCUCACCUUUCUCCUGAGAUUGUGAAGGAAAUAAAGUGAGCAG